Messenger RNA from Diabrotica virgifera virgifera (western corn rootworm), 1485 nucleotides. RefSeq lists its product as uncharacterized. NCBI's taxonomy places the organism in Eukaryota, Metazoa, Arthropoda, Insecta, Coleoptera, Chrysomelidae. Bases 211 to 1485 code for a protein of 424 amino acids. The transcript has 2 exons. Gene Ontology annotation, molecular function: sequence-specific DNA binding. The record is from RefSeq and is a predicted model, not a curated record.
CUCACCUCUUGGCAACCGAAAGACGUAUCAACAACUAGAUGGCGCUACUCGAAAACCGUAUCGAGAUUUCUCAUUCUCUCUCUGACUUGCGAGGAGGUAGGAGUAGUGUCAGGGCCGAACUUACCCUAUAGGUGUAUUAUCUGUGACAGGCAGGUGUUGUGACAAAUUAGAGCGGAAUUUUAUAAAAAAAGGACUCAUAUUUUAGACAAAAUGGCCUCUGUAACUCAUAAGUGUGUUUACGCGGGAUGUUUUGAAAGAAACGAUGGAACAAAUAAUAAUAUAUCUUUCUUUAAAUUUCCACUGAAAGACGUAGAGCGUACAAAAAUUUGGCAAAAAAACUGCGGGAACAUUGAUAUUUUAUUGAUGGAUAUCACUGACCUUAUACAGAGGGUAAUUUGCCAGCAUCAUUUUGCAGUGGAACAUAUUUACCAAAGUGGCCAAAGAAAGUUAUUAAGGAAAAAUGCUGUUCCUCUAAAAUUUACACAGUUAACAACUGAUUUAGGUGAUAUCCCACCAGUAUGCUCUACAUACGUUUAUUGCGGUACGAAACGUAAAAGAUCUACAAGUGACGAUUGUAUGGUUAGGUCAACUCCAUCGCCUAAGAGAUCAAGUAGUACUCUCAGUGAUAUUUCCAGUUUUGAAAUUAAUUUGCCCACAAAACUUGAAACUGAAUUGACGGAGAAGGUAAAAAAAUUGGAGUAUCAAGUAAAUGCUUUAAAGAAGAAGUGCCGUCAGAAGAACAGUCAGUGUUGUAGAAGAACAACAAAAAACAAAAAAUCGGCAACCAAAUUCAUGUUACAGGUACUGUUAGAAAAUAAAAGCAAAUACGUGCACACAUUUGUUAAUAUGCAGUUUUCACACAAAACUCGUUCACAAUGGAGUCACAAUGAAAAGGAUUUAGCUCUGGCCAUUUAUUAUAAGUCUCCUAGUUGUUACAAAUUUUUAAUUAGAUCUCUUAACUUUAUAUUACCUUCAGUAAAAACAAUUCAAACUUGGUUGCGUGUCAUAAAAUUAAGAACUGGUUUAAACACUUCCUUAAUUGACAAGUUGAAGAAAAAAGCAGAGACAAUGGAUGAGUUGGAAAAAAUUUGUGUGUUAAUGUUUGAUGAAAUUUCUUUGAAAAAAAAAUUGGAGUACAAUAAAUUAGAUGACAUUAUAGAAGGGUUUCAAGAUUUAGGUGCUUUAGGAAGAACAAACAAACUUACCAACACAGGUCUGGUUUUCAUGAUGCGCGGCUUGCUACAUAACUGGAAGAUUCCGAUUUGCUAUUUUGUUACAGCAAUACAUAGCGACAACUUAAAAAACAUUGUAGUUGAAGUUGUUUCAAAAUUACAAAAUAUUGGGUAUAUACCAAAAGUGUUAGUGUGUGAUCAAGCAUCUAAUAAUAGAGCUUUAUUUAAGCUGUUAGGCGCAUGUAAGGAUCAGCCUGCAAUAGAAAUAGGAAAUCAGAGGAUUUUCACUGUUUUGAUACACCCCACUUAUUAA